AUGGCUGAAGAAGAUCCAAAAGGCCCCGGAGGCCCAAUCUCUCUUUCUUUUUCAGGUAGUGGGUUUCUUGUAAACUACCAAAUAGGAGUGGUGCAGGCUUUAUGGGAAUUGGCACCUGAAAUAAUGAGAUCAACAUCCAAGGUCUACGGAGCAUCGUGUGGGUCAGUUGUAGCUGCAGCAGUGGCAUGUGAUGUUGACAUAGGUCUGAUAGAAGAAUUUUUUCAUGAAGCUAUGGAAGAAGCCAGGAAAGCGAGUAGUCUCACCCUUUGUCCAGGUUACCGUAUGCUUCGGAUCAUAGAGAAGCGGAUGCGUCAAAUAAUGUCGGAGAACUCACACCAGCUGGCUUCGGGGAAGCUUUGCAUUUCCCUCACGCGCUUGUUGGACUUACAGAAUGUCAUCAUUUCAGAGUACAGAUCGAAGGAGGAGCUCAUACAGGCAGUGCUCUGUAGCUGCUUCCUUCCUGUCUACUGUGGAUUCAACCCUCCCUCCUUCCAAGGCACGCGCUACAUGGAUGGAGGUAUGACUAACGUGCAGCCUGGCUCGGACUCGGAAACCAUGAUCACGGUAUCCCCUUACACAGGAGAGGUCGACAUCUGCCCGAGGGACUGCCCUGCCUAUUUCAACUGCAUUAGCUUCUUCCGAAGCACCUUCCAGCUCUCAUUUGAGAACUUGUGCAGGUUUAGCUAUAGUAUUUUCCCACCGAGUCUUUCGGUGAGUAACCUCAGGGACUGCACAGCGCCCGAUCAUUUCAGUAUUGCCAACCCCAAGCAUGUGAGGAUCAUAAAUCAUGAAUCAUGAGACUGCUUAAAAAUUGCCUUAGAAAAAAACUGCCUUAGGAAAAAAUUCUGGGUAGGUUCUAUUUGCCUUCUGAUGUUUCAGCCUUUAGAAUUCAAAUUCUCAGGCUUUUCUCCACAGCAAUGUUUUUUAAUGACA
Chelonoidis abingdonii (Abingdon island giant tortoise) is the source of this 933-nucleotide messenger RNA. Its product is annotated as omega-hydroxyceramide transacylase-like. The record is from RefSeq and is a predicted model, not a curated record. Gene Ontology annotation, cellular component: membrane; lipid droplet; cytoplasm. Gene Ontology annotation, biological process: triglyceride catabolic process; lipid homeostasis. NCBI's taxonomy places the organism in Eukaryota, Metazoa, Chordata, Testudines, Testudinidae. Gene Ontology annotation, molecular function: triacylglycerol lipase activity.